This is a messenger RNA of Trypanosoma rangeli, 468 nucleotides long. RefSeq names its product maoC-like dehydratase. The coding region runs from base 1 to 468 and encodes 155 amino acids. Lineage: Eukaryota; Euglenozoa; Kinetoplastea; Trypanosomatida; Trypanosomatidae. The transcript has a single exon. The record is from RefSeq and is a predicted model, not a curated record.
AUGCUCAAGGCAGGUGUGAAAGUUAUGAGCCGGACAGUUCGAAUCGGGGACACGGCUUUCGUACGCCGUGUGAUUACUCAGGAGGACGUUAAGGCGUUUGGUCCGCUGGUUGGGGACAAUAACCCCAUCCAUGUCGACGAAAGUGCGGCAAAGGCUGCCGGAUUUCCUUCUACUAUCGUGUACGGGAUGCUGGCCGGAUCUCUCUUUUCGGGACUGAUAGGCUCUGAGUUACCCGGGCCACAGUCUAUUUAUUUGAGCCAGACACUACGAUUUGUGGCACCGGUGUUUGUUGGAGACGAGGUGGAGGCGCGGGUGACGUUGACUCAAUUCAAGAAGAGCAAGUUCCUGCUCGCCUUUCGUACAACAGUAAACCGCAUUGAUCCAGAGACGGGGAAGGAGACGCCUUGUGUGGUGGGCACAGCAGUGGGGAUGAACAAGACUGUGAUAUUUGAAGGGGAGAGUGAGUGA